Molecule: messenger RNA, 9861 nt
Organism: Haliotis rubra (blacklip abalone)
Lineage: Eukaryota; Metazoa; Mollusca; Gastropoda; Lepetellida; Haliotidae
Product: COP1-interactive protein 1-like
Exons: 57
Coding region: 121-7032 (2303 amino acids)
Biological process (GO): spermatogenesis
Source: RefSeq, a predicted model, not a curated record
CGUUGAUGUUUACAAAUGGAGUCGGUACAGGGUGAUGUUUGAAAUUGAGCAUGUAGUUUACAGUCUUAGAAAUACCCUCCACAAAUUUAUGUGCGGACAACGAAUUAGACUUAGAUCACAAUGUCAGAAAGAUACAGCUCGGAAACGUCUGUGGUGACCAGAAGAUAUGGAAGAAGUGGCGGAGCUAAUCGUGGCCAAAUGCAGAGUUUGCUCGGCGAGUUCAGGGGUCUGUAUGAGGGAAAAUUGAGGAGACUCGAGGAAGCCGAAAAAACAGGAGAGGAAACAUCAAAGACACGAGUGCGUAUCCUGCAGUCUUACGUGAAUGACCUGAGUGAACAGAAUGAGGUGCUGGUGCAGACAGUGGAGGAGCUGGAGAAAGAAGCCAACGAGAGAGUUGCCAUCCUCGAGUCUAAACUGGCCAAGACUUCUGGCAGUGUCAAGCUUACAGAGGCAAAACAUCAGGACUAUGUUUCCAAGACGCGGGACUUGGAGAGGGAGUUGCGGAACUUGUCCGUGGAAAAGACUAGGGCGGAGACGAUGCUGGAGGAGAUGAAGUCCAGGUUGUCGCGGCAGGAAGAUGUCAACGGCAAGCUCCGGGAUGAGAACAGCAACCUCAACCAUGACAUCGACCAGCUCAUCAACGUCGUCAGCGUGGCCCGGUCGGCAGGACGUUGGGAGAUUGACACUGUUAGGUUUCGUGAGCUCACUGUAGAUCAAGUUUUUGGUUCAAUGCAUGAAACUUACACCAAGAGCAGGCACCUGGAGGACGGCAGCAGCAGCAGCAGCUCCUCGGGGCGUGUCCAGGACCUGCAGGACCAGCUCCGGAGGAAGGAAGACGUGAUCCAGGCCAUGCAGCUGGAGCUACAGGACAAGCGCUCCACCGACUCCCAUCUGGACCAGUAUUCUAGUCAGUCAGACCGAGACUAUGCUGUUGGCAAGGUCAAGGCCGACCUCAGGAAGUCAGAACAGAAGUUAGAUGACCUUCAGUAUGAGAUGCAGAACCGAGAGCGAAAGAUUUUGUCCCUCCAGAACCAACUGACAGACCUGCACAAUGAGCUGGCCGUGAAAGAGUCAGAGAACACCAACCAUGUACAGACCAUCAAGAUGCUGCAGGACAAACACAGGAUGGCUGCCAGCGAGGUUGGGAAGUAUGAAGACACAGUGCGACAACUUCGGAGUGAGGUAACAGCGGUCAAAAGCCAGCAUUCCCAGUCCAGCCAAGAUGUGUCUCAUUUUGAAAGAAGAAUAAGGUCCUUAGAAAGUGAGCUCCGGGAAAGUAAGGAGUACCGAAGAAAGUCUCUGGAUGAGAUCGGCGCCCUGCAGGAACGUUUGCGAGACGGCCAGGUGUCAACACAAGAUCACCAUGAAAUCCUCAAGUCUGAGCUGGCUCGACGAGAUGAAACAAUUCAAAAACUACGUCGGGACGUGUUGUCUUUACAAGAGAAGAGGGAUGCAGCUGUAGCAGAGCUUGACGACAAUGUACAUCUACUCCACAACUUUGAAGGUCAACAUAAACGCCACCAAGAGGAGAUGCACCGCUCUGAGACGCGUAUGAAGGCUCAGGAUGAUGAGAUCAACCAUCUGAGACGUCAGCUUGAUGAAAGUGACAAUGAGGCCAGUGGACUGAGAAACAAGGUGACAAGGUUAGAGGGGGAAAUCCAAACCCUGAGGAGCCAGAGCUCGGAGGCGCAGACACAGGUCAACAAAUUGACCGCAAGUCUACAACGACUGCAAAACUCAUCUAAAGAUACUCGUGAUGCCCUGACCUCCGAGGUAUCCGAGAGACACGACGCAAUUGUCAAACUCCGCAAUGAAAACUGCGAGAUUGAUGACAAGCUACGAGAGGCUAUCUCAACAGCGAAACACAGAGGAGAGGUUAUCAAACAGCUCAAGGAAGAAAUCAAAAUAUCUUGUGCCAAGACCCAGGAGGCCCAGCUGAAGAUGGAUGAGGUGGAGAGGGAGAUGCAGCAGCUGCAGAGUCGAUACGCUGCCCAGGCCAGGGAGAUUGACCGCCUCCAGACGGAGGUGCAGGAGCGAGACCUGGCGGCCUCACAGCAGGAGACCAUGUCCAAGUCCGAGAUGGCCGACAAGGAGGAGGAGGUGAUGCGCCUCAAGACCGACCUCAAUGUGCUGCAUGAGAGGUUCUCCCAGAACGAGGGGCAGCUGAUGUCGCGAGACGAGCAGAUCAGCCGCAUCCAUCGCCAGCUGCAUGAGCUCCAGGAUGAACUCACAAACAAGGAGACCACACUACAGAAGACCGACAUCGACCUCAUGAACAUUGCCGAGGACAGGCGCAAACUGGAGGACAGUUUGUCGAGGAAGGACAUCACUCUCCAUCAGCUGUCCCAGGAUCUGUCAAACGCCAAGGAGCUGUACAAGGAGGCAGUGGAGGAGAACGGGCGCCUCGAGGCGCGUAUACAGGCCUUCGCUAUCAACGCCCAGAGUGAGCAGGAUGUGCUGAAUACCGAGGUCAAGCGGCGAGAGGAAGCCAUCAAGAAGCUGAAGAUGGAGCAACUGAGUCUACAGGAAGUCAGCAGUAGAUAUGAGGAGAAGGUGACACAGAUGAGCAGAGAGAUCGAACAGCUCAAGGUACAGCUACGGUCUGCAAAUAAUGAGAUUGACACGAAGAAGGCAGCAAUGCAGAACCUGGAAACCAGUCUGGAGGAGGCCAAGAAGCGGAACGUAGCUCACCUGGAUGAGGUGGCUCGCCUGGAGGACAAGGUCCGGGAACUGAGUAUAGAGCUCACCUCUGUCAAUGCUCAGGUCGACAACCUCGCCCAUACUAUUGACACGAAGGACAACAUGGUCCAGCAGCUGCGGGGGGACGUGGAGGUGCUACAGAGACAGCAGAAGGAGACGGUCAACAAGGUGUUGGUACGAGAUGAAAACAUCCAAAGACUGAAUGCAGACAUCGGGAAGCUGAAGGCAAAACACCAGGAGAAAGUCAGCGAGUUACAUUCCUGCUCAGCCGAGAUUCAAAAGAGUUCCGACCUCAUCAAGAAGCUCCAGGACACUGUGACCCACUGUCACAUUGACCUAGAUGAUACACGCAAGAGGGCCGAGGAGGAUGUGCGGGGCCGGGAGAUGACCAUCAAGCAGCUGCAGGAGGAUCUGUUGGAGUCCCAGACACAGUACUCCUCCUGCUACAAUGAGAUGUUGAAACAGGAGGAUGACAUUUUGAAGCUGAAGACAGAGAACUCCCAGCUGAACGAGACAACACAGCGCAGCAGCCAGGACAUCAGCCAGCUGCAGGAACAGCUGCAUCAGAUAGAGCUGGACCUCACCAUCUCUCAGGAGAAACACAGGACCUGCCAGAAGGAGGUUGCAAAUCGUGACCAGGUUAUCCUGAGACUUCAGACAGAUCUGGACACCACACAGCAGAAAUACAGCGGGACCACGGAGGAGCUGAACAUCAGGGAGGACGAGGUUCAGCGUCUCAAUGCCAAAAUCAAACAACUGCAGCAGGAGAUCAGGGGACUUAACUCUCACAUAGAAGCCAACGAGCAGCGGAUUGCUAAUGAUGAGAAGAAGGUGCAGAAUCUGCAGCAUGACCAGGAGAUCACACUGCAGGAGGUGAAGAACCACUUGCGGACAAUCGAGCAGCUGAAGUCCGACCUCCAGAUGGCCCGCAGUGGCCACUCCCAGGAGGUGAAACGCCUCCACCAGGACAUGGAACACCUCAAGGAGGACCUUGAGGUCACCCGGGGUGAGCUGACAGCCAGCCAGAACCACAACUCGGAGUACAGGGCCACCAUCGACACACUCAACGACGAGCUGGACAGGUUCCGCAAGAUGCAGGAGGAAGCUUCCAUGGAGAUGCGUCGUCAGGCUGACUCCAUUGCGGAGCAGGAUGUGAGUUUAUCUGAGACUCGGCAGCAGCUGGUGGUCCUGGAGAGUCAGCUGGACACAGCGAAGCAUGACGGUGACCAGCUGCUGCUCAGUCUGGAGAGCUACAAGAUGAAGUACAGCCAGUGUAUCACACAGAUCGACAAUCUGGAGGCGUCCAUGAAGGGACUACAGGACAAGUUACAGGACAGCCGGGGCAGGGAGCUCGAGAAGGAGCAGAACCUUGACCGCCUCAAGUCCGAUCUGGACAACCUGGACAAGAUGUACACUGAGGCCAAGCGGGAGGUACAGAAGUGUGAGGAUGUCAUCGAGCAACUAACCCAGGAGCUGAACGCCACCCAGGAGGACCUCUCCGUCUCCCACAACCGGGUCCGGGAGAGCGAGGAGAAUGUCCGCAACCUCAGGGAGAGGCUCCAGGACUCACAGCACGAGGCUCGUCAGAAUGAGGAGAAGGCGCGGAACCUAGAGAAUGAUCUGCUGUCUUACCAAGGAGACCACAGUCACACUGACCAGGAGUUCCAAGAGAGGGAGGAGCGUAUCUCCCGUCUGGAGUAUGACCUCGAGGACACCAGGAACAACCUGGACAGCAAGGCUCGGCACAUCGCCGACCUCCAGAACGAGAUCUCUGACCUCCAGUCAGAGCUCACCAUCACCAAGGACCAGAAGGCCAGUGCCAGUAACGAGAUCACUCGUCUGGAGCAGAACAUCCAGCAGCUGCAGCUGAGUUUGUCGUCUGCUCACCAGCGCCACAAGACGGACACGGAGAGGCUGGAGGACACCAUCACAUCACUGCAGCACCAGCUGUCAGACGCCCAGACCCGCGUCGAGUCACUGGACCAUGAAGUCAACAGGAAGGAGGAACAGAUCAAGCGGAACGAGGGCGAGAUCCUCGCAUGUCGGGAUGACAUCAAGAACAAAGUGGACGAGAUUGAGAAGCUGGAGCUGGCCCUCCAUGACCUGAAGAUCAGCCUGAACCAGAUGAAGACAGCCCGGAGACAGGCAGAGAGCACGAUCGAGGAGCUACAGGGUGAUGUGGACCGGCUGAAGACGGACAUGACGGAGGCCCGGUCCCAGUACAGAGACUGUGCUCAGGAGCUCGCACACCACGAGGAGAAGCUGAUGCUGAUGGAGCAGAGCCUCCAGACGACCCAGGACCAGCUGAGUCAGCGUGUCACAGAGGUCGUCCGACAUGAGCAGGUCAACAGGAAACUGCAGGCCGAGCUGAAGACGCUGCGAGAACGCUGCGCCAGCUACGAGGAGGAGAUCGCAGAACAGAAAUCUGUGAUUGACAAGCUGCGGAAGGACCUGAUGGUGUCGAAGGAGGAGCACCACACGGCGGUGCAGGAGGGGUUGGCGUACAAGCAGCAGGCACACAAGGUGGAGGUGGAACUGGAGGGGUCGCGGGAGCAGGAGAAGAUGCUGUCAGACCAGGUGGAGCAGCAGGACAUGAUCCUGGGUCAACUUCAGACAGAACUCCGGGGAGAGAGAGAUCGCCACCAGGACACCAACAGGCAGCUGGGUCAGAGCAAGAAGAUGGCUGCUGACCUGCAGGAGGAUAUCGACCAGUACCAGAAGCAGGCUCGGGACAUGGCACAGAGGCUCCAGGAGAAGGAUGAGAUGAACCUGCGACUGCGGGCUGAGAUCGACGACCUCCAACAGAAGCUGCGUGGGCUGAAGGAGGAGCUGGCAGAAAGAGACGGCCAGCUGCGUGUGGCCAAGAUGAACCUCCAGACUGCCCAGAAGCAGAGUGUCCACCACUCCCAUGAGGUGACUAAGUAUGAGGAGACUCUGUCCCAGCUCCAGUCUGACCUGGAGAAGAUCCAGGAACAGUACAGAAGAGCUCAUGCAGAGCUGAUGGACAAUGAGCAGAGGGUGCAUGACCUGAAGGUACAGCUGACCACUGUCCAGGGCAACCACAAGGAGUCCAUGGACCAGCUGGGGGAGAAGUCCCGCCUUGUGGCUGCACUCAAGACAGAGGUGGCCAAACUCCAGCAGCAGAACCAGUCAAUGACAGAGGAGAUCGCCUUCUAUGAAGACCGGAUGCGGAAGCUGCAGCAGGAGCUGAGGAAGAUGCAGGAGCUCAACAAGGCCACUGAGGAUGAGCUUCAGCACUUCGAGGAGCGGUACACGACCCUGCAGACGGACCUGUACUCUAGUCAGGAGAAGCAGAAGCAGUCGCUCCAGGAACUGUCAUCGAAGGAGGAAGAGUCAGUUGUCAUCAAGGUCGAGCUGGCCAGUCUGCAGGAGAAGUACAAGAACAUGGUGGAUGAGUCCCACAAGCUGAAGAGUGAGCUGCAGCUGAUGAAGCAGAACUACCGCAGCGCCAACGAGGAGAUCCAGGGUCUGCGUGUGGCCUUGGAGGAGUCGAGGUCCAAUGGAGACCGCCUGCAUCGGGAGAGUGAGCUGGUGGUGCAGAACGUCAACACCUGGGUGCAGGAGCAGAAAGCUGCCAAUGAGAAACUGGGCAACAAGAUUAGGGAGCAGAGUAAAGCCAUCAUGAACCUGACGGCCGAGAAGGAGCAGCUGCUGGAACAGGUACAGAAGUACCAGAAGCAAAACAACAAGAUCCGGAUAGAACUGGAAGAGAGGAGGGCAGAGGGAGACAAGUUCAAGGCUCUCCAGAGUCACUCCACUCACCAGCAGGUGCUCCUCAACCAGCUCAAGUCACGCCUUGAGGAACACGAAAUCGAACAAGAUCAAGAACUCAAAUCUAAAGUAUACACAAUAGAAGACCUCCAUGCAAGAUUAAAAUCAAAUAUAGAAAACAUUCAACAGCUUAAUCAACAGUUAAGUGCGGUCCAGAAGGAGAAUGUGCGACUACGUGGUGAGCUGGACCGCGAGGUGGCGACGAGGCAGACGUUGGAGCUGCAGGUAGAGAGCAAGGAGCAGAUGCUGACCAGCAUCAAGUCCCACAACGACACCAAGAUGCACCAGCGGAUAAUGGGGGAUCACGGACUGCUGCAACGUGCUGGCAGCCCUGAAAAGGCUACCCAGGCAGCACUGAGUCGUGCUGCCAGCGAGAUGGGGGCAGACCCCCACAGUUUGGACAAGGCCUACUGGAUACAGAGAGUGGGGGAGUUGUCCAUCCAGCUCCAGGAGAGCAGUGAGUACUGGUCAGAUAAAGUCCGUGACCUCACGUGCCAGGUGGAGAAACACAGUCUGACGUGCUCACCCAAACCUAGAUAAGCCAUCAUCAAUCUGGUCAUCUCACAAUGUCCGUCCAUCCAUCCGUCCCUCAGCUGGCCCGUCCAUCAAGCAGAAACAGUGGACCAGUAUUGUUUUCAAAGACUUCAUGCUCACCUAUGUAACUAUAGCAACUCAUGCCAAGUUGCCAUGGUUACCUGCUUACACGAUAUAAUACAGGAGCAUAUCGUCAUAUAAAUGUAUUAUUUUCAUACAACCCAAUGUAUAUAAUAUUGUAUAGAACACUUUGCUAAGUAUUAUACUUCAAUGAAGGAUGUAAGAGAUGAAUCCUCAUUCUAUGCACUGGACUGAAUCAAGGACUGAAAUUUUGAAAGAAAGAUUUGGGCCAUUUUCUGUCUGUGUAUAACCUUCCUAUGGCUAUGUUCAGUAUUGGUUGUAUGACUACCCUUACCGUGCACAUUGCCGAAGCCAUUAUCUGUGUCAGUAGAGACCUCUCUAGGUAACUGUAGAAAUGUCUAUAUUUAUUUAUUUUCAUAUCCAUGUCUGUAGUAUGGUUAUAACCAUAUGUCUCAUAUGAACAAAUACAUCUUGUGUCAUCUUUCGAAGUUUCGACUAUUUGGUACAGGUUAUGUAUUGCUUUAUCGAGUGCUCUCAGUCUCAUUGAUGAUGAUGGUGCAACACUCUCCAGGUUAUUUGUCAUCUCUGAAUAUCGUAUAUUAUUCCUUUAUAAUGAAUACACCGCUGCUAAGAGGACUUGCUUUACUUUGGAGAAGUUAUUUAAUUUCUUCAAGUGAAUCAUCAUUUCUUGUAGGUCUUGUUAAGGGGAACAGUCAGUAAAUCCUCUGGAAUGACAGUUAUGAUAAGUCCAGCAAGAAGAACACCUUCCUCAAACUAUUUUCAGAUUAAACAAUCUCACCAAGACUCACCAUUAUGUCACAUGGAAUUAUCCUUAUGUUUUGUUUUUCUUUUCCAGAAAUCUUUUCCUUAGUGGAAGAAUGAAAAACUUUUAUUGACAGUAUUUACAUCAGGUAGAAUGUUGGCAAGAAGAUCAUGCUAGAAUAGCAAGAUGUAUGUGUUCAUAUGAGACUUGAAUGUUGUUCUGUUAGAGUAUUGUAUGCCAGUUGUGUAUAGACACUAAGCUGUAUAUUAAUCCAUGUUAUUUAUAGCGGAGGACCCUUCAGUAUUGUAGUGCCCAGCAGCAGGCCACGCAGUCUUCUUUCACCAGCUCUUGCUGAAGUGUUCAGUACAGGCUGAAGUGUUCAGUAAAGGCUGAAGCAUUCAGAAAGGGAUGAAGUGUUCAGUAGGGGCUGAAGUGUUCAGUAAGGGCUGAAGUGUCCAGUAGGGGCUGAAGUGUUCAGUAAGGGCUGAAGUGUCCAGUAUUAGCUGAAGUGUUCAGUAAGGGCUGUCAGGAGAGAGGGAUGCUGAAGUGUUCAGUUAAGGCUGAAGUGUCCAGUAUUAGCUGAAGUGUUCAGUAAGGGCUGUCAGGAGAGAGGGAUGCUGAAGUGUUCAGUUAAGGCUGAAGUGUUCAAUAAUGGCCGAAGUGUUCAGUAUGAGCUGAAGUGUUCAGUAUUGGCUGAAGUGUUCAGUAGGGGCUGAAGUGUUCAGUAAGGGCUGAAGUGUUCAGUAAGGGCUGAGUCAGGAGAGAGGGCUGCUGCAGCUGCUGGUGUAGGGAACAUGACUGGUGCCAGCCACACUACACUGGAGGAGAACUUGAUUCACUGCCAGUCAGUAAUUUGGAGAUGUUACAGUGUAACUCUUGCUUGUAAUCAGUUGGCCAUGGGAAGAAGUGGUACAUUGUUCAACUGGGAGUAGUCAAUGUCGCUGCACUUUCCAGUAACAACAGUUAUCUCACCUCAUCACUUCAUAGCAAAGACAUUAAAGAUGGUAUCAAGGUUUGAGCACUACCACAAGUCAUGAAUGCAGAUGCGGUGGUGGGGUAGCCUAGUGGUUAAAGCGUUCACUCAUCACGCCGAUGGCCUGGGUACAAUUCCUGCCAUGGGUACAAUGUGUGAAGCCUGUUUCUGGUGUCCACUGUGGUGACAUUGCUGUAAUAUUGCUAAAAGCGGCUCUAAACCCAAAUCACUCAUUCAUGAAUGCAGCCACCCAUUCAAGAUAUGCAUAUGGUUCAGUGUUUCCUUGAUAUGUUUCGACUUGGAGGUGGUAAGUUGAGAUAACUGAUUGGUGUAAUAAGUAAGUAUGUGAUAUAAAAGAGGAUCCAGAAAUUUCUCGUUUUUACUUGUUUAUCUUAUGAAGGAAAAGUUUGAUUGAAGGUUGGUUUCUGUCAACUUUUGGACAGUUGUCGGCCAUUUUAGAUCAUCUGAGGACAAUGAAUUUAAUGCUGCUUCGUCUGUGAUUUGUUAAUUUGUUGAUCUCCUCGUCACUGUUUACUUUUAAUUCCUACAAUCAUGCUUUAAACCUAUCAUUCUUUAAUCUUUCCUUUUGGAAAUGUAUUUUUAAUUGUGUAAUGAAUUGUCGGACAAGGAACAUUGAAAUGAAGAUGUUCUCAAGCCAAGAUUCUAAUGCCUUCUUUGCCACUAGUUGUAGAAGGAAUUGGAAUUACAUGUCGAUUUCGUUCUCAUCGAAAUGCUAAUUAUUUGUGGUGACGUCCACACCCACAUUCCAUUGUAUGUGAUAUCAGCCUGGUGUUGUGAUGUAUUGUACUGCUGAAGGUGCUGGGCUGUUGCACCAGUGUCUGGUAGACUAGUCCUUGUAGCAGACCCUCGACCGUGGCUGGCCGCCCGCCCGCACGCAGCUCAUAGCUCAUGCAUGUAUGUACGGAUGUUAGGAUGUCCGUGCUCUGUCGUGAGUGAAUCUGCACUGUGAUAUUGCCAUUACUAUGUAUACUAUACAAUAAAAAAUUAAAUGUUAAAA